AUGACCUCCCAUCCCUUGGCUCGUUACGAAGCAUUCUUGAUACAAAACUCCCCCAUAAUAAACACAAUAGAGUCGUCUCUGCGAUCUCUAACAUGGUUCCUCCCUGGUCGUUUUAAGGAUGCGGAUCUCGCUUCCGAGUCAUUGACUACCGGUCUGAACUUACUGAGUCUAUAUCAUGAUGUUUUGCUCGCGCGCAGACUCAGCGGAGAGAAAGUGAAACCACUCAUUCCUCCGAGUGAACAUUCCAGAUACACACGGGCGUGGGCAGACAAACAAUCAACGUACAAAUAUGCCGCUCGAGCCUUGGAAAUUAUCAGGUUUACACAGCUAUUAUUUGAGAUGGUGCUUCGACGACGUACUGCUAAGCAAAACACAUGGAGAGGCAUAGUGGUGUUGGAAUUUAUCAAGUGCGAAGGCAUUUCUUCGUAUUGUUAUACUUCAGACAACUCGAGGCCUCUUCUCUUCCCAACACUUCCUGUGCGCGAACUCGACCCUUCCAACAUCGGGGACAUGCUUUCGACCUCCAGAGCCGAGCGCCAAGCUCUAGAUCGUCCUCGCACGCCAGAUCACAUCAAGAAUAACCGAGCAACAUUCCCUCCCGUAUCUUCAUCCAAACCCAGUGCGUUAUUUCCUCAAGGCGCAGGAAGUGCUACGAAUCAACACGUCGAUGAUUUGCUGUUUGCCAAAGCUUUAACACCGGCUUCUGUUUCCCCCCAAUCUCAUUCGUUCCACCCCUCACCUCCCCUAAAGAUUGGUGUUCCGAAUUGCUCUUCGUUCUUCACCCCGUCAUCUAUGGUGCGAUUACUCUGA
Cantharellus anzutake is the source of this 810-nucleotide messenger RNA. RefSeq names its product peroxisomal membrane protein-domain-containing protein. Gene Ontology annotation, cellular component: peroxisomal membrane. Bases 1 to 810 code for a protein of 269 amino acids. The record is from RefSeq and is a predicted model, not a curated record. Gene Ontology annotation, biological process: peroxisome organization. The transcript has 3 exons. Lineage: Eukaryota; Fungi; Basidiomycota; Agaricomycetes; Cantharellales; Hydnaceae.